Messenger RNA from Morone saxatilis (striped sea-bass), 2436 nucleotides. Its product is annotated as urea transporter 1-like. Gene Ontology annotation, biological process: urea transmembrane transport. NCBI's taxonomy places the organism in Eukaryota, Metazoa, Chordata, Actinopteri, Moronidae. The transcript has 10 exons. The coding region runs from base 196 to 1422 and encodes 408 amino acids. Gene Ontology annotation, molecular function: urea transmembrane transporter activity. The record is from RefSeq and is a predicted model, not a curated record. Gene Ontology annotation, cellular component: membrane.
ACUUUGGUCCUUGCUCCAGGCAGGGGUCCUCCAGAAGAGAGACAAGAAUGAGUACUUUUUAGGCUUUAAUGCAAGGAGAGGCUACAUAACAUCAUGCAGAUUCCUUUAUAUCUGGCUUUUAUGUAUGCCUUCAUUAGCUGGUACAGUAGCCGGUAGGUAACAGAGCUGUGAGAUUAAUCUUCAACUCAGAGAGCUAUGGACAACAAUAACCAGCCAUCGCGUAAAGCUCCAGCUCGCUCCUUUCUCUUUAGAGCCGUUGGGUUUUUCGUCGGGGACAUGCAUUCCUGCAGAGAAUGGGUGAAAAGACAGGCUGUAGUAAUCCAGCUGCUGGACUGGGUUUUUCGAGGGGUGGCCCAGGUCAUGUUUGUCAACAACCCUCUCAGUGGGCUUCUCAUCAUGGCUGGCCUCUUUCUCCAGAACCCUUGGUGGGCUCUGAACGGUCUGCUGGGUACCCUUGUAUCCACUGUGUCUGCCAUCUUACUGGGACAAAACAGGGAAGCUGCAUCAGCGGGUUUAUAUGGCUACAAUGGAACCUUGGUGGGCAUACUGAUGGCUGUUUUCUCUGCCAAAGGAAGCUGGUACUGGUGGCUGUUAUUGCCAAAUGUGUUCAUGUCCAUGUUGUGCCCGGUGGUAUCCGGUGCUUUGUCCUCAGUUGCCAGCAAAUGGGACCUCCCAAUAUUCACCCUGCCCUUUAAUAUUUUGGUGUGUCUGCAUGUUGCAGCUACGGGAGCCAAUCACCCCUACUUUCCAGAGGUGGAUAUCCAGCCAAACUACCAUCUGCCCCCUCCUAAUGAUUCCAUCAAAAGCCUCAAUAUCUCUCAGUUAUUCUUGUCAGUGCCAGUUGGUGUUGGCCAGGUGUACGGCUGCGACAGUCCUUGGACAGGAGGUCUCAUCCUUCUGGCCCUGCUGCUUUCCUCACCAACUAUCUGUUAUCAUGCCAUGUUGGGCUCUGCUGCUGGCAUGCUGUCUGGACUUGCUCUGGCAGCUCCUUGCAAGGAUAUUUACUCAGGGCUGUGGGGAUAUAACAGUGCCCUAUCCUGCAUUGCCAUUGGAGGGGUCUUCUAUGUCAUAACAUGGCAAACCCAUCUUCUGGCUCUAAUAUGUGCAUUUUUCUGCGCGUACAUGACUGCGGCAAUCUCCAAACUGAUGUCUGUGCUUGCAUUACCAGCCUGCACGUGGCCUUUCUGCCUGUCGACUCUCAUCUUCCUCCUCAUUUCCUCUGAGAUCCCAGCCAUCUGCAGACUGCCUCUGUCUGUGGUCUCCUACCCCGAGGAGAAUCAACGCUACCAGAGACAAUUACAGGCCUCAGAGAAAGCUCAGCACAGUCAGCAGAGCAGCCGCCAAGAAGAGGCCCGGCUAAAGAAGAAUGGAGGUCCAAAUGUCCAGUUUGUGGUGGAGAGGGGCUGCUGUGAAUCUGUAUGAUUAGAGUGGAUGCUCUUUUGUUCUGACUUUUACCUGUAUGAGUAUUAAAUUGUUGGAAAUGUAGGAACAGUAUGGUAAUGUACAGUUUUGGUAUUUCCUCUCUUACAUAACAAUAUUUGUUAUAUAAAAUUGCUGGCAUUAGAGUGAGACAUGUUUCCUUAAUGGCAUUUUUUUUUCUUAUGCAAUGCAGCUAUUCUACACAGCAGAGGGCAGCACUUUCCAAGGAAAGAUAGAACCGAUGUUGUUGCAUGUGAAUCUAAUAAUACUGAGGAAAAAUACUGAGCACAUUUGAAUGUAGGAAUGCAAUUAUGUAUACCAACUUUGUACAGUAAUAUACAUUAUAUGAAAUGUAGCCUUGUGUUCCUUUUCUCCAGUCUCAAAAGCACAGUUUUAGUUGUUGAUGAGAUGAUUUAAAAUGCAGCAGCUACAGCAUUUCAUUAGUGCAGAGAGUGAGCUGUAAGGGAGAUUUCAUAAAGAGCUCCCCCAGAAAAGCACCCUCUUCUCUGCCAGGCAUAAUCCAUCUCUGCCUUCUGUGCUCCAUUCUGUCCUAUUGUUUUCUCUGAUUGUUCCUCUUUACCUCUCUUUUGAUUUCUUGUGCCUCUCCCUCAAUUUGACAUGUUUUUAUAAACCCUUAUACUACUACUUUUUCUACUUUCCUCCACUUCCCUUCUCUGCCAUUAUCUGCCUCUUCUUCCCAUUUGACAGCCUCUCUCCUUUUUCCUCAAGCAAGAUUUUCAUCUCUGUAAAAAGAAAAUACCAAGAUGUCAGUUGAUAAAACGUACAGAGCUCUGUCUGGGUCUGGGUCUGCAUUUAUAUCUACUUUUAUGAGUACAUCUUGUAUGUGUCUUUAUUGCCAUCUGCCUGUCUGUGUAUCUGGUGCGCUGAGGCACAUGGCUUUCGUCUAGCCAGUGUUACACAUAGGAGACAGUCACACUCCCAGACAUGUGUGGGAGUGGCGGUACAUCGGGGGAGAAGGUGCUAGACGAGGGAGAGGGGAAGAAGUUGAAAAUGAGA